AUGGUGGAGCAGGGAGACGAGGCGCCGCUUCUGCGCUGGGCCGAGGGCCCAGCUGUGUCCCUGCCGCAGGCCCCCGAGCUCCAGGCCGGCGGCCGGGGAUGGGGCGCCGGGGGCGGCGGCGGGGGCCUGGGAAGCGGACCUGCAUCCGGGGCCCGGCGGGCUGCAGAGCCCGGGAAGAAGAAGAAGAAGGAGGAGGAGGAAGAAGAGGAGGAGGCGGAGUUCGGUCCGGGGGAACUGCUGCGGCAGCAGUCCGGGCGUCUGUCUUUGGAGGAGGAGGAGGACCAGGUGGUGGCCGUGUUCGUGGUCACUUUCGAUCCCCGCACUGGUAACAUGUUGGAAUGGUGUCUGCCUCAAGAUAUUGAUCUGGAAGGAGUUGAAUUCAAGUCUAUGGCCAGUGGGUCCCAUAAAAUUCAGUCUGACUUCAUCUAUUUCCGGAAAGGGCAUUUCUUUGGCCUUGCCUGCUUUGCUAACAUGCCUGUGGAGAGUGAACUGGAGCGUGGAGCACGUAUGAAGUCCGUGGGCAUUCUUUCGCCUUCCUAUACCCUCCUUUACAGAUACAUGCACUUUUUAGAGAAUCAAGUCCGACACCAGCUGGAAAUGCCGGGGCAUUAUUCUCAUCUGGCUGCGUUCUAUGAGGACAAAAAAGGUGUGCUUCAUGCUGGUGAAGGAAAACCCAACUCUGUGCACCCCGUUCACUGGCUGCCCUCCAUCCAUCGAUACAUGUACCCGGAGAUGAAGAUCACACACCCAGCUGGCUGCAUGUCUCAGUUUAUUAAGUUCUUUGGAGAGCAAAUCCUGAUCCUUUGGAAGUUUGCUUUGCUUCGAAAACGCAUUUUGAUAUUCUCUCCUCCACCUGUGGGAGUUGUGUGCUACAGAGUAUAUUGCUGCUGCUGCCUGGCCAAUGUCUCUCUGCCAGGCAUAGGAGGAACAAUUCCUGAAUCCAAACCCUUUUUUUACGUGAAUGUAGCAGAUAUUGAGAACCUAGAGAUAGAAGUAUCUUAUGUCGCUUGUACAACAGAGAAGAUCUUUGAAGAGAAGCACGAUUUGUAUGAUGUUUAUGUGGACAACCAGAAUGUGAAGACACACCAUGAACACCUGCAGCCACUGCUUAAGCUCAAUAGUGCUGAUAAAGAAAAAUACCGGAGACUUAAUGAGCAGAGGCAGAUGCUGUUGUACUCUCAAGAGGUGGGUGAGGACUGCAACCCAUGUGAAGAAGACCUCUUUGUUCUGUUUUUCCUGGAGCAGAACAACAGGAUAUUCCAGACUUUGCUAGAGGUCUCUGCAAGCCAGGACAAGACCUUGACAGCAGAGCAUGCCCGGGGCAUGGGCCUGGACCCCCAAGGGGACCGAAGUUUCCUUAUAGACCUGCUGGAAGCAUAUGGCAUUGAUGUGAUGCUGGUCAUUGAUAAUCCCUGCUGCCCUUAGAGACGGCUGGUGAAGAAAUGACUCCCUCAUGUGAAGAGAAGUGCACCCCUGGAGUUUACCCCACUGGCUCCCAAAGGAUUCAUUUUUAUUUUAACAAGUUUAUAAAAAAAAACAUUAUUUAUACUUUUCAACAAGUGUAACUUUUACAUUUUCCUUUUUCCCCCCUUUCCUAUCCCUCAAAUUGUGAAUGACCUUGGUUUUGUAUUCUGGCUUUGAUAGAACUUUCACCCCAAAGCUGCCCAGGUUUUUUGGCCUGGUCUGACCUUGGGAAGUGAGAGAGAAAGCUGAUUUCUUAAGGAGAUCUUCUAGAGUGACUCAGGGAUGAGAUUGAGUGGAAGAUCUGUUACCAGGACAAGUUAUUGGAAGCCCACUUCUCUAAAACACUGGAAUGGACUUCAGGAAGGUUGUAGAAUUUCUGUUAACCGGCAACAUUCAAGAGAAGACAACCAUCUGCCCAGUAUGACUGAAAUAGACCUUUACCUGAAGGCAAGGGCCCAGAUACCCUCUCCAAGUCCCUGGAUGCAUUUUAGGAUUUUGAUCCUCUGAUCUCAUCAUGAUUUCCUGUUUGGUGACAGUUGCUUCAACUAAAUGAAGUAUCCUUUUGGUGGCAGUGACUGUAGGGCAGGACACAAGUAUGCUUCUCAAUCUACUUACUACUGUAAACUGGUAUGAAUGUCAUAGGAAACUUGCAAGAGUUGAAUGAGGCCCUGACACCUUUCUAGGACUACUACAGGCCAUUCAUUCCCUUUUCCCUCAUUCUAUAUAGCUCAGGCUAUAUCUUGGAUGAGGGCAGGAGUUGACUACCAUGCCCAUUUUCAAAAAUCUUCCCACCAUUUAAUUUCCACUGAGGGCUAUGUGUUGCUGGGUUUAAAGGGCAGGGUUUAUUUUAUAGCAUAGAAAAGUGGCAUGAAACUGAAAGGAAGGUUAAACUCUUCAAAGGGUUACGGGAGACCUUUUGUGACAGAAUCUAGUGAGUACUGGGGCUAGUUAGCUCAAUUGGUCAGAGUAUCACAUUAAACAGAGGUAAGGAAAUGGAUGUGAUCUCUUUUAAAGGCCCUACUUAUCUUUAGUAGGAAGGGCCAUUUAUGGCAUUCUUGAGUCUAGUAACUGAAGUGGGGACAGAGAAGUUUAAUUUAUUCCCUUCCUAGAUAGGAAGGAACCUCAACAGUGCCUUCUCUCAGGGUAUAGUGGUCAAGAAACCACUGAACGUGAGUUGUGGGUACAUCCAAGUUCCCAGAGAGCUUUCUGUCUGGAUGUCUUUCACAGCCACGCUGUAAGUGGGGAGUGACUGCCCUCCUGUUAACUUGGGGGAAGAAGAGGGGAAUUGUUAGUCAGCUGCAGUCAGCAGCCUGCUUCUGUAAGCUAUAAAGAGACCUUUCACAAUCUAGGCCCACAGAAGUGGUGGGGUAGAAGCUAUUCUUUCUGUUGGAUCUCAGUUGGGAGCCAGUCUCAGUUUCCAUAGCCUGGGCUAUGGGAAGCACUUUCUCCCUCUCACUAUGUUAUUUUAAUAUGAAUAUCUAUGACCAUGAUCCACCAGAUGAAUUGCCACAGUUGGGAAGAACAAUGAGGAAAUAGUAAAUUAUGUUUCUUACCAUCAGGACUGACAAAGGCUUCCACUUUUUUAAGAAGUGUUUGCUGAGCCUGGCUUUUAGGGUGUGAAAUUCAAGUACUGUGAAAUGAAGAUAUAUAUGUGAUAGUAAUACACUGUCUUUAAAAUGCCCCCACAACGCAUAGGAUCUAAAGCUUAAAGAGACUUUUGGGGAUAUAUAUUCAACCUGAGGUACAAUCCAGCCCCUUCUGUCAUUACCCACUAAUUUUGCCUUAUGCUAGCAGGUAAGGCUUUUACCCUCUAAUCUCUGCAGAGCUUACACACCUAUGUCUAACCAUCACCAUCAAAUCCCUUGGAGCAGGCUGGAAACCAAGAGCCUGGGCCUCAUGAUGGAGAGGCACUCGCUUAGGUACAGAGGAUGUCAGAACUACGUAAGAGGCAUUAGCUAGAACAAGUCGUUCUGUGGACUCCAAACGUGUUAUUUCUUUAAAGUCCGGCUCACUUUGCAGAGUUGAACAAUGGCAGUACUCAUCACUGUAAGGCAAGGAGACAGGAUUCAAAUCUGUCUGACAUGAGCUUUCUGAUCUAGUUAUACCUGAAGCAUUCCUGUUCCCUAGGACGGUGAUUACCCCUCUUGGUUUGCAGUACUGGACCAGGGGCUUUGUACGCUACUGAACCAUAGUAAACAGUCAUUGACUUGAGCCAUCAAAGCAUCACAGAUGUUUUUCAUUCCAAUUUGGGGGG
Messenger RNA from Trichosurus vulpecula (common brushtail), 3718 nucleotides. RefSeq names its product DENN domain containing 11 (gene DENND11). Gene Ontology annotation, cellular component: cytoplasm. Bases 1 to 1425 code for a protein of 474 amino acids. The record is from RefSeq and is a predicted model, not a curated record. NCBI's taxonomy places the organism in Eukaryota, Metazoa, Chordata, Mammalia, Diprotodontia, Phalangeridae. The transcript is spliced from 9 exons.